Messenger RNA from Cetraspora pellucida, 207 nucleotides. The record is from the annotation of a GenBank genome assembly. NCBI's taxonomy places the organism in Eukaryota, Fungi, Glomeromycota, Glomeromycetes, Diversisporales, Gigasporaceae.
AUGCGGUCAUUCCCUCAAAUUCCUAAUCCUAACGCCAAUACUUUAUACCAGAAUUCUCUUUACCAAGUGCCAACCUCUCAAAAUCAUAAUCCUAAUGUUAAUAUGUCACAACAGCUAGAACUUUUGAGGAGACAACAACAGCUAGAAUUCUUUAGACGACAACAACAACUACAACAUUUCAAUGAUGCAUGCAGAUUAGCUAGCAGC